Molecule: messenger RNA, 1188 nt
Organism: Candoia aspera
Lineage: Eukaryota; Metazoa; Chordata; Lepidosauria; Squamata; Candoiidae
Product: zinc finger protein 723-like
Exons: 1
Coding region: 56-853 (265 amino acids)
Biological process (GO): regulation of transcription by RNA polymerase II
Molecular function (GO): DNA-binding transcription factor activity; RNA polymerase II cis-regulatory region sequence-specific DNA binding
Source: RefSeq, a predicted model, not a curated record
UCGCAGAGUGAAUGGAAAAAGUUGCAGUCAAACGUCUCCUUUUACAUUAGAGAAAAUGGAGUAUGUAACAGAGAAACUGUAUGAGUGGGUGGAAUGUGAGGAAAAUUUCAGCAAGAGCAGUGACGUUGCAGCACAUGAAAGGGUCCACAUGGGAGAGAAACCUUAUAAAUGCAUGAAGUGUGGGAAAAACUUCAGAAGGAGCAGCAAUCUUGCUUCCCAUAACAGGAUCCACACUGGGGAGAAGCCAUAUAAAUGCACGGAGUGUGGAAAGAGCUUCAGGCACAGCAUAUCCCUCACUUCCCAUAAAAGGAUCCACACGGGAGAGAAACCUUAUAAAUGCAUGAAGUGUGGGAAAAACUUCAGAAGGAGCAGCAAUCUUGCUUCCCAUAACAGGAUCCACACUGGGGAAAAGCCAUAUAAAUGCAUGGAGUGUGGGAAAACCUUCAGAGAGAGCAGCCAUCUUGCUUCCCAUAAAAGGAUCCACACUGGGGAAAAACCAUAUAAAUGCAUGGAGUGUGGAAAGAGCUUCAAGCAGAAUUGUCACCUUACCUCCCAUAAAAAGAUCCACACGGGAGAGAAACCUUAUAAAUGUUUCGAGUGCGGGAAAAACUUCGGAAGAAGCAACAAUUUUACUUCCCAUAAAAGGAUUCACACUGGAGAGAAAGCUUAUAAAUGCCUGGAGUGUGGGAAAAACUUCAGAACCAGCAGCCAAGUUGUUUCCCAUAAAAGGACCCAUACGGGGGGAAAAAAAAAAUAUAAAUGCACGGAAUGUGGAAAGAGCUUCAGGCAGAGUAGUUCCCUUACUUCCCAUAAAAUAAUCCACAUGGGAGAGAGACCUUAUAAAUGCAUGUAGUGUGAGAAAACCUUCAGGCAGAGCAGCCAUUUUACUUUCCAUAAAAGGACCCACACUGGGGAGAAAAAAACCAUAUAAAUGCAUGGAGCAUGGGAAGAUCUUCAAGCAGAGGAGAUCCCUUACUUCCCAUAACAGGAUCCAUACAAAGGAGAAAUCAUAUACAUUUAAGGGAAAUGGAAAGAGCGUCAGUCAUUUGUGGGGACCUGAUUUGUCAAAAACAAGCAAGAUGGGAGAUGGUGUGAAGCAAGGGAGGACCUUUGAUGUGAACAGAUACUUUGCGUUAUGGAAUUCACCUAGUGGCAAACCAUGCAAAUCAGAACUGUGCUUUAAAAAUA